CGCUGCUUUUUUGCCGCAAAAAAUGGAUAUAAAAGAAUGUUAUUCUGUAUUGCAAAUUUGGAACUACUGGAAUUCGAAUUGCAAUAUGGUCUAGUGGAAGGUAUUCGAUCAAUGCGUGAAAAACAGAAUGAUUAUUAUUUAGCAUUGGUUUGUUGUCGUGAGGGCUCGUUCCAUCAUCAUAUAUUAGACCAAUUUUCUCAAGAUGUUCAUUCGACUAAUGGUCUUAACGCUGAAGCCAUGAAAACUAUUUAUCGCGAUAUAUGCAGUAAUGUUAUUUGUGUGUCAUCGGAUCUAUCUGGACAAGGCAAAACUGAAUGGAUUAAACAAGUCAGUUUUGAAAAAAAGAAAUUGCUACGUAGCUUUUUAAUUAGUGAUGGUGCAGAUUUUGGAAGUCUGGUUCGCCAACUUAAAGAUUGUAAACUUCAACAAUUUGAAAGCUUACAUGUAAACAUUAUAUCAGCCGAUAAUUCCAAUGAAAUCAAUAUGUUCUUAUUUGAAUUAUUGACAUUAGGAUUUGUUUCUAGUAAUGUUGAUAUAGCAAGUCUUCCACAAACAACUGUAUUUAUUGAGAUUGCAUCAACUGUUCAACAGAAGCUUCUUAACUCACUUCCGAUAACUGGUUAUUUAGUAAAAGAACAUUUGUCAUGGGAUAUUCGCCGUCUUAAUGUAUCAUCCGAGUUAUGUAGCCCAAUUCAAAUUGUGUGUAAUUAUUUAGAUACAUAUGAUAGAAAUGAAAUUGAUACGAAAGAUGUUGUGUUUCAUGGACAAGAUGGCAUUAAAAAACCGUUACCAGAUAAAAG
Cetraspora pellucida is the source of this 800-nucleotide messenger RNA. The record is from the annotation of a GenBank genome assembly. Lineage: Eukaryota; Fungi; Glomeromycota; Glomeromycetes; Diversisporales; Gigasporaceae.